This is a messenger RNA of Gasterosteus aculeatus aculeatus (three-spined stickleback), 2229 nucleotides long. Its product is annotated as twist-related protein 2. The record is from RefSeq and is a predicted model, not a curated record. Gene Ontology annotation, molecular function: protein dimerization activity; RNA polymerase II transcription regulatory region sequence-specific DNA binding; DNA-binding transcription factor activity, RNA polymerase II-specific. Gene Ontology annotation, biological process: developmental process; regulation of transcription by RNA polymerase II. Lineage: Eukaryota; Metazoa; Chordata; Actinopteri; Perciformes; Gasterosteidae.
GAGUUAGCAUUUGGGUAUAAAAGAGGCGGCGGUGGACCUGCCUGUCAGAUGGUUUGUUGUUUUUCUGUUUGCCAGGUUGAGAAGGGAAUGUAAGAGUUAGAAACUUAACAAGGUAACCAAGGAACGGGACAGCUAGAGCGACGUUCGAGCCAAUGGAGUUUCUGAAGCCGUAACUUUCUUUGACGAGACAGAAGACUUUUGUUACACAACUUUGUCAAGUUCGGGUUGGUUGCUGCUUGAAAAAGACCAUCACAGCUUCUUGUCUUUUCAGUGGAGGCUGAAAGGUUGUUGGUGGACAGUACAAUGAGAGAAGAGGUAUCCUGCACCAACUCGCCCGAAGGAGGUCUGGGGGCCAGUGAAGAGGAACUGGAAAGAGGAUCGAAGAAGACCUCCCAAGCAGGUAAUCGGAAGCGUUCCCCUUACCCCAAGAAGGACAGCCUGGUUCAGGCAGAGGAGAGCAGUACCGGCAGCCCAACCAGCCUUCUGCCAACUGGUCCGAAGAAGGUAAAGAAAAGCCCUAUGACUGUUGUGUCAUUGGCCCCCACAUCGCUGGGCCCCCGGCUGGACCAGCCCUUUGAGGACCUCCACUCUCAGCGUGUCAUCGCCAACGUGCGGGAGCGCCAACGCACUCAGUCCCUGAAUGACGCCUUCGCCUCUCUACGCAAAAUUAUCCCCACGCUACCUUCGGACAAGCUGAGCAAGAUCCAGAUCCUGAAGCUGGCGUCGCGCUACAUUGACUUCCUCUACCAGGUGCUGCAGAGUGACGAGAUGGACGCCAAGCUGGCCAGCUGCAACUACCUGGCCCACGAAAGACUGAGCUACGCCUUUUCUGUCUGGAGGAUGGAGGGCGCCUGGGCAAUGUCCACCAGCCACUAGGAUCCCAUGGAACUUCUGUCAUAAACCCUCUUGUGUCCACAUCUCCACCCCACCGCCCGUGUCUGUGUUUGCACCCAUUUCAUGACCUCUGACCCUCUGAAUUCUUUCCCUUUGGUCUGAUCUUAACCUUUUCAUCUUAAACCGUGGCAUACAUUCCUGCUCUCUCCAUGAGCACCAAAAUGGUUCACUUCCUCUCUAUUAACAUUCAGAGUUGGAUCUUAGCAACUAAACCUGUUGUCUUGAAUUGUUUCCACUUCCACUGAUCUCCCCCUUGUCCUAAAGUCUGUCAAGUGCAACAAGACGCUCCACUGCAGCCCUUCAGAAAACCAACAAAAAUCUACACAUCUACUAAGAAGAAAUGUGUUCCUGCCCGACCAAAUAACCACCCAUUUUUUAAUCUCUCAAAACCAUUUUUUUUCUCUUUCUCUGGACACGUGCCCGACACUGAGAUGUAUUUUUGCAGGUUGACUCCAACAGUUCCGUGUUUCUAAAACACUGUUGAGGAGACAGUCAAGUGGCAAACAUUUUUAAUGAUGAAAACAAGAAGAAAUACAAACAGCUGGCCUGCGUGGACAAUGAAACAAAAUGGCUGCUGGUUUGAGUGCCUUGGGUGACGCCGUGAUAACCAUCAUCCAUUUGACUCAACGCAACGGACGAUUCACUGCCAGACAGACAUUAAGAUGACUAAUGCUAAUGCCGCAGUGAUGGUUAGAGGGCGGUCACAGCCAAUGAAUGUUUACAGCUAAAAUGCUAAUAAGCUAAUCGCUCUGGCUCUCAAAGCACCGUCUUGUGGGAAAAAGAGCAGCACGAGGAAUCCGAUGCAGAUCUCCUACUGUGUUGUGCUGUAGUAAGCUGGAUUGCUUUCUGUUUUGGAGAUUUUUAACGUUUCUGUUUGUAAAUGUGGUGUGUGCACACUGUAUGACUUUAACUCAUGCAUUACACUUGGAUUUAAUGAAAAAUGCCCAUAGGAUGUGUUAAACCACCGAUUACAGUUCAGCCACUAUUUCAUUCUUUUUUUUUUUACUUCACCUUUUCUCUUAUUAGUGAGCGUCACAGAAAGUUGUACUUUAAAAAUGCAAGACAAUCUGAUCGAUGCAUGUCCUUUUCCUGCCGCUUUAAGAAACCUUUGCAAACUUGUGAACAUUCUCGCUGAAUAAUGCAAAAAAUACAAAAUAAAAGCGGAAUGUUUCUUGUAAAAAGCGUGACCCCAGUCAUGAUAUAGAGGAUUCAUUUGAUAUCACAAGUAGUCUAAUUACUGUUUGAUCAUGUUUCUUUUGUGUUUUUCAGUAUUUGCUUUUAAUAAACUUCAUUGUGUCAGCUCCUUUGGCCAAUAAAACUUUUCUUGAUGCUGUA